AUGUCUGCCAUGUCUACCGAAGACUACGAAUUGGCGGCCACUGCUUACCGACGAGUGGUUCAGUUUGAGACCAAUAGCUUCGAGGCGUGGAAUAAUCUGUCGAAAGCGUACAUAAAGUUGGGCCAAAAGUUCCGGUCGUGGAAGACAUUGCAAGAAGCGAUCAAAUGUAUGAACGCUAUUUGCGAGGGAAUUGUCGACCGAAACGGCGAAUCGACCGCAAAACUGGCCGUUAAAAUGCAGGAACUGUUCGGCCGAAUAGCGGCCACGAGUAGCGGUUCGACCACAAUAUGGAGACUUUACGCGAAGUUAUUGAUUAAUAAUAAAGAGAAAGACAUCGAGAAAGUGAUUCAAUGCCUUCAGAAGUGUCACCGAAAUGCUGUUCAGACCAAUGAUUGGCAAAAAGACCCCAAACUUAUUGUCGAAACUCUGAAACACUGUUUACUUCUUGCGGACGAAUACCACGAAUGCGCUGUUUUGGACACAACUAAAGCCCUGCGAGUACUGUCUUCGAGUAAAUUAGCGAUUAAUUCAGUUGUAGUUUUAGUUGAGAAAACUCGUGGCGAUUGGUCUCAAACGAAACCAAAGUGUGGAUCGAGUGAUGGCGUGACCAUCACUACCACAACACAUGCUCUUCAAUGCGAUCGCAAUAUGUCAUCGGAAACCACCGAAGAGACCGUUGAUCCGGAUUUAGUGCUUUCGGAGCACACGUUGAAUGCGCUGAAAGAGUUUUAUGAGGAAACCAACCGUAAACUGGAGGCCGAAGACAACACCAAACUCACAGAUAUUGAAGAGAAUUGGCAAUUGAGUCAGUUUUGGUACACCCUUCUGUGCCGGUCUAUAGAUACGCUACUUCACUACGUGCGCAACCCGCAUAGCCUGCUGGGCUUCUGCCGCGGCACAGGCUGUGAGAAACUGCGUGAGAUCGCAAAGUUGCCUAAAGAGGACAUCCAUUCAAUUGAAUUGGUUUUGUUUGAAUUUGACCGACGAUUUGAAGCCAAAUAUGCUUCAGAUUAUGUCUUCUAUGACUACAACGAACCCAUCGAUGAAGUGAUGAGACAACGAUUCCCAGAGAAGUGUUUCGAUGUGGUGGUCGCGGAUCCGCCCUUUUUGUCCGAAGAAUGUAUGAGAAAAACGAGUGAAACGAUUAAAUACUUGGCAAAGGAUAAGGUGUUGGUCUGUACGGGAGCUGUGAUGAGGGAUCUGAUGCACGAAUGUCUUGAGUUAGAGGAAUGUCUGCACUUUGAACCCAAACACAAUCGAAACUUAGGAAAUGAAUUCAAAUGUUUUUCUAAUUUCCGAUUAAGACAUUUGGACCACAAAUCUUUGUUUAUUAUCAUUUAA
Medioppia subpectinata is the source of this 1341-nucleotide messenger RNA. The record is from the annotation of a GenBank genome assembly. NCBI's taxonomy places the organism in Eukaryota, Metazoa, Arthropoda, Arachnida, Sarcoptiformes, Oppiidae.